AUGAUUAGAUUGCAUUGGAUUGGCGUGUUUCGAUCACUGUUUGAGUAUUGUGUGUCAUCGAGAAACGGCAGUCUGCUUCUCGCUUCAGAUCAGUUCCCUCUCGACGGUGUCAGUUGGAGUUGGCCUCCAACUCCGAGGGGCAGAAGCUCCGCGCCGAUCGAUCAAGGAAGGUGGAAAGUGCAAUUAGCACCGCCGAGUCUAACUGGACGAGGUUGGAAACCGCGUGACAAUCCAACUUUGGACGAUGUCAAUUUGCUCGCCGAGGCGCAUUUUGCAGAAGACAGCCGAAAGCAGAACAUCAAAUCUCCUCCAACCCUUUCCGUCGCAACUAAGCGUUGCGUUAGUGAAUCCGGACAGCAGUUCGGUAGCGCAGUUGACAUGUCGGUUUGGCGCAUGCCUCUCGACCGUGAGUUUGAGGUGAGAUUGCCGAAUCCUCCCACAAAAGACGGACCAGGCCUCCUGAGGUCAGUGAAUGUCCACAAAGGACCAUCUCGUCCGGACUGGACGGAAUUGUAUGCUUCAACUCAUCCGGGCAUCCGUGUCCACCUCGUCCGAAUCUCGUAG
Molecule: messenger RNA, 564 nt
Organism: Protopolystoma xenopodis
Lineage: Eukaryota; Metazoa; Platyhelminthes; Monogenea; Polystomatidea; Polystomatidae
Source: the annotation of a GenBank genome assembly